AUGGAACUGGCUGAUCUGUGCAGCAAGAGCGAACGUUACAUUGGCACCGAAGGAGGCGGCAUGGACCAGGCCAUCUGUUUCCUGGCAGAUAAAGGAACCGCGAAGCUGAUAGAGUUUAAUCCGCUGAAGGCCACUGAUGUGAAGCUUCCAGGAGGAGCCGUUUUUGUGAUUGCAAACAGUUGCGUUGAAAUGAACAAGGCCGCGACUUCUCAUUUCAAUAUUAGGGUGAUGGAGUGUCGUCUGGCUACAAAGCUUUUAGCAAAAUCCAGAGGCCUAGACUGGAGAGCGGUGGCAAAACUCCAAGACGUGCAAAGGAAGCUGGAGCUAAGCUUGGAGGAAAUGCUGGCUGUGGUGGAAGAGGCGUUUCACCCUGAGCCUUACAGCCUAGAAGAAAUUGGGGGAAACCUGGGAAUUAACCCCACAGAGCUACGCACUAAGAUUCUUAGCCAGAACACCCAGGAUGUGACGACUUUUAAGUUAUACCAGCGUGCUAAGCAUGUGUACGCAGAAGCUGCCAGAGUUUUGCGAUUCAAGAAAAUCUGCGUGGAAGCACCUGACGAUGCGAUCGCAUUGCUGGGAGAUUUAAUGAACCAGAGCCAUGCCAGUUGCAGGGACUUGUACGAGUGCAGCUGCCCUGAACUAGAUCAGCUGGUGGACAUCUGUCUGCAGUCUGGAGCAGUUGGCUCACGCCUGACUGGGGCAGGAUGGGGUGGCUGCACUGUGUCAAUGGUUCCUGCGGACAAACUGGAAAGAUUCCUAGCAAAUGUGAAGGAGGCUUAUUACAGAAACGGUGGGCAAAGGUUAGCCCUGAAAGAAAACAGCCUCUUUGCCACCAAUCCUGGCAGAGGAGCUGAAAUUGUCUAUGAACUCUGAAGGAUGCCACAUUUUCGGAGGAGUUUGUACGCCACAGUAAACAAUUCAUUUUGCUGUUUUUCAUUACAUUAUAACGAACAAUAGCAAUAGCUAUUAUUAUGAUGGGUUUCCAAACUCACUCUCUCCCUCUCUCCCUCCCCCCCCCUCUCUCUCAAAAGCGCUAUUAAUCUUUCUAAUGUAUUAUUUCUUUCUUUCUUAAAAUAUGCUUCCAACAUAAUCAUCCAAAAUGUUGAUUUCUGUCUGGACUUUGCAAUAUAAAACACGAUUUGCCAAAAUGUAUCGGUUAAAAUUAUGGAAACGAACCAGAUUGGAAUUAAAGGGGAGGGGGGAAAAAGGC
Messenger RNA from Thamnophis sirtalis, 1210 nucleotides. The record is from RefSeq and is a predicted model, not a curated record. NCBI's taxonomy places the organism in Eukaryota, Metazoa, Chordata, Lepidosauria, Squamata, Natricidae.